Molecule: messenger RNA, 1955 nt
Organism: Folsomia candida
Lineage: Eukaryota; Metazoa; Arthropoda; Collembola; Entomobryomorpha; Isotomidae
Product: vegetative cell wall protein gp1
Exons: 7
Coding region: 384-1760 (458 amino acids)
Source: RefSeq, a predicted model, not a curated record
GCAGCGAGCGGCUAAACUGGCAAUGGCAAUACUUGUAAGAUUUUAGACGAACUUGUUACGAUUACACAGCUGAGGGUUGAAACGAAAAUUCACAUUCACUGCACAAAAUAACCGAUAAUAAUAUUAAAAUUGACAAGAAAUGGCUGGAGAACAAGUCGUAAAAUAUUAAUGCAAUUAAGACUUCUAUAUAUAUAGUCUUUCCACGCAAUUUUCUGUAAUAUGGGCUAAUAUUAAGUGCACCGUCGUUUAAGAAAGCUGCAGGACCUGGAAGUAUUAAACAUCAUGCAGACUUCAUCCACAUCCAUUAUCUAUCAAUUUGGUGCUAUUGCGAAUAAAUGAUUGGGAAAGACUGUUGAAAAUUUCAAGUUGAAAUUAGGAACAAUAUGUCGACUCCUCCAAGUACAACAGCAUCGGAAAUUCCGGUACAAAAUAUACCACCAACUAGUGCGUUAUCAAAUGACAGCACGCUGUUGCCAACUCCUGUCACAGGGAUUUCCUCACUGCCGACGGUCACGACCACUAACCCACCAGCACCGCCAGUAGUUCCACCCCGUGUAAAAAGGAGAGCACCACUCCCACCGGGUGGACCACCACCAGCACCUCCUCCUCCGAAGGUGUCCACACCAACAACACUGUCAAGUACACCAACAGCACCUUCAGCAGACAUUACAAAGGGAGUACACUUAGGAUACGGAAUAUACCCUACUUCCCCAUCAACAACACUUCCGAAUGCACCAAGUGUACCCGUAAAAGUGCAUCCGGGACCAACCCCCACUGCGCCAUCAUCCACAACUCCAACAAUACCAUCCCCUACAAAACCAACUGCACCACCCCCUUCAAUUCCAACUGCACCACCCCCUUCAAUUCCAACUGCACCACCCCCUACAAAACCAACCGCACCACCUCCAACAAUUCCUACGGCACCACCCCCACCAAUUCCUACUGCACCACCCCCACCAAUUCCUACUGCACCACCCCCACCAAUUCCUACUGCACUACCCUCCACAAUUCCAACUGCACCACCCCCUUCAAUUCCACCUGCACCACCCCAUAGUCUCCCAAAUGUAUCAGCAUCCUUAAGUGGUGUAUCUCCAUCACCGCCAAUUUGCCGAGUUGUGCCAAUUUCAACAAAGUCGACGGUUGAACCCACGCCAACAGAAACCGCAGUUGCAUCCUGCCUGUCCUUGGCGUCACUUGUACUAGGAAAAAUACCUUACACGCCUUUGCCAGUAGUUGAGCCAACGCCAACACUACCAGAACCGGUCGCCUCCCAGCUCAAUCCAUCCAAGCAACGGCGACAAAAUUUGGCUGGAUUUGAAAAUGGAAAUUGGUAUAAAAUCCGCAAUGUUGGAGAUAACUCUGUUGUGCAUUUAAAUCAAGACAGUAAAUUCAUUUGCAUGGAAGAGGAUGAUGACAAAUCAGACUUCCAGUUAUUCCGAGCCAUACAACAGCCGAAUGAAGAUUUUAGAAUCACGGCCAAGAAAUCUACAGAAAGUAUUCAAGUGUGGGACUAUCUACCUCACAGAGGACUUUUACUUCAAAAAAAACAAUCAGACAAGACAGAUAAAUUCACCCAAAAUUUUAGGUCUGAAGCCGUCCAAGGUUUUAAUUCACUUUAUUUAAUCCAGUCUGGACCAUUACCAGAAUCUCAACUUUGCUUAAAAAACAUGGGAAUUGGAGAGCAGAUCAAACUCAUCGAGAAGAAUGAAGAGUCUGCCUCGGACCAUUUCACCCACUGGUAUUUAGAGCUACAAGAGUGAAAGACCCAAUUCUUACAUGAAUCGGUGUGAUUUAUUAAGAAACCUCUUUAUAUUCUGCAAUAAGACAAUGAGACAAACCCGAUGUGGCUUUAAUAUUCCUCAUAACAAUACUUUGCUGAGUUGCAUACAAACAUUUGAUAUAUAUGACAGUACUUACCAAAACCAACAAUUAAAUAAUAAUUGAAAAUAGUUAAA